AUGGUUCUCGACAACGAAAAACUCAAGCAAGAUCGGGAAGACAACGCUGCCGCUGCCGCCGCUGCGAUACUCAAAAAAGAUGUAGAUAAUCGAACCAUUCACCACGACAUUGCCGAGAUCCUGACACGCCAGUCGUUCCUCAUCAUGAUGACCAAGGCCUUGAUCCUCUAUGGUGCACCUUCACACAGGAUCGAGGAGACAUGUGUGCUACUGGCAAGGAAGAUGGAGGUUGAUGCCUCAUUCUCGUUACUGCCGGGUCUCAUGACCGUCUCAUUCAGCGAUCCUGAGACCCACACAAGCGACACACGACACUUGAAGUGCAGCCAAGGAAUGGAUAUGAGCAGACUAGCAGAAGUCCACCGGAUUGCGCUGGCGGUUCUGAGGGGUGAAAGCAUCGAAAAGGCGAACCGGGAACUGGAGCAGGUGACGCUGGAGCCGCCGAUCUAUCCACUCUGGCUGACGCUACUGGGAUGGCUCGGCUCCUCUGCAUGUGUGGCUCCGUUGGCAUUCGGUGGUGGGUGGUAUGAUAUGGUCGUCGCGGGAUUUUGUGGUCUAAUGGUCGGUAUCCUCGGUAUCGUGGCCGGCAAGUUCCCGGUCUACGGCAAUGUCUUUGAGAUGACAUCGAGUAUUUUGGUCGGGUUUGUUGCGAAGGCCUUUGGCGAUCGCGUCUGCUUUUCGGCUGUCGCAUUGGCUGGCGUGGUGGUACUGUUGCCAGGUUUGCUAUUAACGCAGGCGAUUAUGGAGCUGUCAUCCAGGAACAUUGUCUCUGGUGCCGUGCGAAUGUUCUAUGCGCUCAUGUAUGCCUUCUUUCUCGGAUUCGGACUCGCCCUUGGUGCAGAGGCCUGGGAUCAUGUAAGUUACAGCCUCAGAGGACCAACAACAGCUUCGCCCACGGCAUGCCAGCACCCGAUUAGUCGCUGGUGGUACUUUUUGAUCUACCCCGCCGUCUCUGUAUGCAUCAACAUCACCUUCAACGCUAACCUCCGCCAAUGGUUCGGUAUGACAUUCGUGACAGCCGUAGGCCUUGUUCUGACCUUAUUCCUCCAGACUGGACCCCAGAUCACGGCGGCCAUUGCUGCGUUUGCAGUGGGGAUUACUGGCAAAGUGUAUGGACGAUUGACAGGGCAAUUGAGUUAUGUGCCGCUGUUAAGCGGUGUCCUUCUUUUGGUGCCAGGAAGUGUGGGUGUGCGUGGGAUCUUGGCAAUCAUCGAGAGCGACCCUUCGCAAGGGUUCACGUUUGUGCUGACGAUGAUCCAUGUGUCGGUGGCGAUCACGCUUGGAAUAUUCUGCUCGGCCCUGGUGUGCUACCCGUUCUGGCGCAAGAGCACCUUCAUGAACUUUUAG
Gamsiella multidivaricata is the source of this 1344-nucleotide messenger RNA. RefSeq lists its product as uncharacterized. Gene Ontology annotation, molecular function: transmembrane transporter activity. Gene Ontology annotation, biological process: transmembrane transport. The transcript has 2 exons. Bases 1 to 1344 code for a protein of 447 amino acids. The record is from RefSeq and is a predicted model, not a curated record. Lineage: Eukaryota; Fungi; Mortierellomycota; Mortierellomycetes; Mortierellales; Mortierellaceae.